Messenger RNA from Meloidogyne enterolobii, 250 nucleotides. NCBI's taxonomy places the organism in Eukaryota, Metazoa, Nematoda, Chromadorea, Rhabditida, Meloidogynidae. The record is from the annotation of a GenBank genome assembly.
CGUUUAGAAACAGCAAUAUUUGUUGUAGUUAUUGUUGUUGUUGCUUCCGUAUUUGAAGUUGAAGCACCCAAUUGCCGCAAAUUUGGAACUGAUGUUUUGGGAGGAUGUAGACACUUCAUUAUCAAAAAUAUCAUCAUCCUGUAAACGUCCAGGUAUUCCUGCUGUAUUUAUUGUUGUUGUUGUCGUUGUAGAAGGACGACUAUCCACAGAUUGGGAAGGACGGCGCUUCAAGAAAAAAAUUUUUUUUUAA